Molecule: messenger RNA, 507 nt
Organism: Ostrinia furnacalis (Asian corn borer)
Lineage: Eukaryota; Metazoa; Arthropoda; Insecta; Lepidoptera; Crambidae
Gene: Gr21a
Product: Gustatory receptor 21a
Exons: 4
Biological process (GO): sensory perception of taste
Cellular component (GO): membrane
Source: RefSeq, a predicted model, not a curated record
AUGGACAAGAAACAACAAAUGUUCCGUAUACACAACACUAAUCAGGUUAACGGGAAACAGAAAAACCCCGGCGAAGUAAGGGAAGAAUACGAUGCGAAGGAAAUCUACGGUCCGAAGAUCACGGACAAGGAUGGCGCACUUUUGGAUGAACACGACAGCUUCUACCACACCACUAAGAGUCUCCUAGUACUGUUCCAGAUUAUGGGGAUUAUGCCCAUCAUGAGGGUUCCUAAAGAUGCCCAAACAACAAAAAGAACAACAUUCAACUGGAUAUCCAAGGCCACACUGUGGGCAUACUUGGUAUGGGGACUAGAAUGUAUCAUCGUUGUUAGAGUGGGCAAAGAGCGCUUAGCGAACUUCCAACAGAACACAAACAAGCGUUUCGACGAAGUGAUCUACAACAUUAUAUUCUUGAGCAUUCUCAUACCGCAUUUCUUGCUGCCCGUCGCGUCGUGGCGCCAUGGGCCUCAGGUGGCCAUAUUCAAGAACAUGUGGACCCAUUAUCAG